Molecule: messenger RNA, 847 nt
Organism: Anopheles gambiae (African malaria mosquito)
Lineage: Eukaryota; Metazoa; Arthropoda; Insecta; Diptera; Culicidae
Gene: NP15.6
Product: NADH dehydrogenase [ubiquinone] 1 beta subcomplex subunit 11, mitochondrial
Exons: 1
Coding region: 155-622 (155 amino acids)
Source: RefSeq, a predicted model, not a curated record
ACCUGCCAAGUUUAGAUCACAUUCGCCCUGCUGUCAUGUGUCAAAACGACACUGAGGAGAAGAGAAAAAAAACAAAACGAAAUCGUUCACUGCAAAAGUUGUUUUCCUUCGGUCCGGAAAGUUACACUCCGGAAGAUUGCCGGCCAGCAGCAAAAUGUCCAGCCUAGUGCGACUAUCUAACGCGCCACUGGUGCGCAACCUGGUGAACCACUCGCUACGCAGUGCCCGGCUGAUUUCGUCCUCGCAGAAAAACCGCGACGCUGCCACGCUCGACGUGUCGAAGAAGGCGGCCGCAUCGAGCAGUGGGGCGGCUGCCUCAUCGGUCGGCACCGGGCGCAACUGGGUGAGCUAUGGCUUCGACCGGAAGGAUGAAACGAACGACCGCAGCGCCAUGAACGCGUCGUUCUUCUUCACCGUCACACUGUGCCUGGUGCUGGGCUCGGCCUACUGGGCGUACGUGCCGGAUCCACAGCUGCAGGAUUGGGCCCAGCGUGAAGCGUACCUCGAGCUGAGACGUCGCGAGGCGGCCGGACUGGAACCGAUCAGCAAGGACUUUGUCGACCCGGCCCAGAUUGUACUGCCCUCGGACGAGGAGCUGGGCAACACCGAAAUCGUCAUCUAGAAUGGAGGAAUCGAGUAGCAGCAGCCGGGUAGCGGGCCGAAAUCGCUGGAUUAUGUAAUGUGGUCCGCCUGCAGAAGGGGGAGACGGUGCUGAUUUGGGUCUCGUUUGUACAUAACAGCGGUCAGAGGAAACGAGACGUGCGUUCAUUGUAGCACUGUGCAUCGCGGAAGAGAGAGUGUGGAGGAAGUUAAGUAACGAAUAAUAAAUAGGAAAAAAUCUUAAGAA